Molecule: messenger RNA, 1569 nt
Organism: Hippocampus comes (tiger tail seahorse)
Lineage: Eukaryota; Metazoa; Chordata; Actinopteri; Syngnathiformes; Syngnathidae
Product: nuclear pore complex protein Nup133-like
Biological process (GO): protein import into nucleus; transcription-dependent tethering of RNA polymerase II gene DNA at nuclear periphery; poly(A)+ mRNA export from nucleus
Cellular component (GO): nuclear pore outer ring
Molecular function (GO): protein binding; structural constituent of nuclear pore
Source: RefSeq, a predicted model, not a curated record
CCGGGGCGUCACGGCACCGAUGUUUUCUCCGCGUUCCGGCCCGAGCUCGACCCGGCGGCAGCAGAACAGAACCCCGGCCGGGAGAAGGUCCGGCAGCCUUCUGCUCACCCCGCGCAGGACAAGGACAGACCAACACCCAGUCGCGAGCAGAGCCAUGCCACCUCCGACGGUCUCAACUACGACCUGCAAACGUUCGGCUCUUCGCUUCCUGUCAAAGUGAUGGAGGCGCUGAACGUGCUCGAUGGCGAGAAGCGGAUCUCGGUCAAAGUGAGCGAGAGCGGCUGGGCCUGGCUGGUUUGCGGGGACAGACUCAUCAUCUGGAAAAUCGGCCAGACGCCUGUUGCUAAGGUGCGUUUAAUUUGUUGUUGUUUGGUUUUUUUUUUUUUUUUUAAGUUUGUAUAUUUUGGCCCGCUGGACGAGGCCCCCGCGCAGUCCGUGUCCGCGCUGGCCGUGUCGGCCGAGGGCGCCGCCCGCUUGUGGGCCAGCUUGUCGCAGGAGGGCAAUUACGCCGAGGCUGACCUGGACCUGGGAGACCCGUGCGCCUUCGUGCUGGCCGUCAGCGGCGGCAGCUUCGUGGCGUCCUCGGCCACGGGUCGCAUGCUGCGCGUCGGGGCCGACUCUUCCGGAAGGCUUCAGCAGCGAGCGCUGCAACAGGGCCAGGGCGUGUUGUCGGGCAUCGGGCGCAGAGUGUCCAGCCUGUUCGGCAUCCUGUCGCCGCCCGCCAACGACAGCCUCCGCAGCGUGCUGUGGGUGAGCGCCACCGGCUGCCUCUACGCGCUGAGCGACUCCCGCCUCAGCAAAUGGGAGGUGGACGAGAGGGGGGAGCAGCAGACGGUCAGCUGGGACGUCCGGCGAGCUCUGAGCGAGAGCAUCGCCGACGCCAUUUGGGGCUCAGAGGCCAACUACGAGGAGAUGCGCGACGGCGUCCACGUGACCUUUCUGGACGUGAAGCUCAGCCAGGUCGGGCUGGUGGUCCUGGCCGCCGCCCGGCACCCGUCCGACACUCCCCCCCGCCUGGUCUACUUCUGCCUGGUCACCCUGCAGGACCUCGGCGCCGCCAUCUCCAACCAGUUCACCGUGGAAGUCACCAACUACAACCCCCACUUUCAGAGCGAGUCCCGACUGCGCGCCACGCGUCUCCUGUUGCCCCCUUCCCCCGGCGCCACCGCCUUCCUCUACGACGAGGAGCUGGUCUUCGCCUGCUCCACGGGAAGCGGCGGUGCGGCCCCCGCCCCCGACCAGAGGAUCCCCUUCGACUCUUCCGGUGACGGCGUGCGCGGCGGCGGCUGCUGCGCCAACCUGCCCGUCUUCUUCUCCCAGAAUAGCGGUCUGGUCGCCGUGGUGGCCCGGGAGAGCCCCUCCGUCCUGCCCGAGACCGUGGAGGACUCGCUGUGCUCGUCUCUGGCGGCGGCACCGGAGACGCAAGUUGAUGAUCUUCAAAUGCUGAAGGCGUCCACCGCGGCGGAGAGGUCCGGCGGCCGAGCUGAGCCCGUCGCUCCGGAGGACAAAGCCAAACUCCUGAAGGCGGCCUUCUUGCAGUUCUGCCGCAACGUGUCCUGUCACGAGUAG